This is a messenger RNA of Cetraspora pellucida, 765 nucleotides long. Lineage: Eukaryota; Fungi; Glomeromycota; Glomeromycetes; Diversisporales; Gigasporaceae. The record is from the annotation of a GenBank genome assembly.
UUAAAAGAAAUAAAAUUGCUAAAGUCUGAGAUUAAUUUAAAGGAUUUUGAAAUUGUCUCUCUAAAGGCUAGAAUAAAUAAAUUAGAGGCUAAGUUUAAACAAAUAGCACAAAAAGCUUUAUUAAAGGAUAAUGAUACUACUCAGUUACUGCACAAUUCCUUUUUUGAGAUUAGAAUAAAAGAAUUAAAAAAUGAACUAAAGAAGCUUGAGGCUAAUAAAAGUAAAGUGAAAGAUGUGAUAGAGUCUCUAAUAGACCAUGUCUGCAAUAAGCAGAAAGAGAAACUUGAUAAUAUUCAAGUCUUAUCUAUUGUUAUAUUAGAGGUAUUUGUAAGAUAUAUGUAUGGCAUAAUUUCAAAAGAUCCAAAAGCACUAUAUUAUGAGAAUAUUCAGUUUAGCUAUAUUUCUUUUGAAAGGAUUCCAAACAUGAAAUCAUUCUCAUCAGAAAGAAACACUGUUAUUAUUUUUGAGGAUUUGUAUGUUGCCUUAGAGUAUAUACAAAAUCAAAUUAUCACUUUCUUUACUCAUAUGCAUCAUAGGAACAUUUCAUUUAUUUAUAUAUCACAAUAUUAUCAUAAAGUUCUUAUUAUUAUUCAAGAAAAUGUCUUCCAUUUAGUGAUAUUUAAUAGUGUUAGUAAUGCUUAUGAUAUCUUCAAAAUUAUUAGACAAAAUACUGAUGAUGUAAAAGGUGCAUCUAUGGUUAUUAAUAGCUACCUCAAUAAAGAAAGAUGUAAGACAAAAGUGCAAGAAAAAAAGCAAUCUAGCUAA